Messenger RNA from Actinia tenebrosa (Australian red waratah sea anemone), 1580 nucleotides. RefSeq names its product proteasome assembly chaperone 1. Gene Ontology annotation, biological process: proteasome core complex assembly. Gene Ontology annotation, molecular function: proteasome binding. Gene Ontology annotation, cellular component: endoplasmic reticulum. The record is from RefSeq and is a predicted model, not a curated record. NCBI's taxonomy places the organism in Eukaryota, Metazoa, Cnidaria, Anthozoa, Actiniaria, Actiniidae.
UCAUUUCCAAAAUGGCGGCGCAUUUUGGUGUUUGGGAGUUAAGAUUCCCUUCUUCUCGAGCUGUAGACGAAGACGACGACGAAGAAGAUGAAAUAACAGAAGAAAAGGAACGACAAAUAUCUCCUUUGAUCCUUUGGUCCCCGAAAAUUACGGAAAGUUUAAAAGAUUGUCAAGAAAAUGUUGUAAAAUGUUCAACUCUUGUUCUUGGAUUUGACAAAGUUGCUUCAACUUUUUUGGAGGCGCAUUUCCUUUGUGGAAGUAAUAGUGAAAUAAUCGGUGCGGUGUCAAGAAAAGACAACGAAAAAGACUUUAGUUCUGUUGUUAAGUCGACGAAUGUAGAGAAAGUUUCGUUUCUAUACCGUUUGAAAAAGAAUGACGAUGUCAUUUUCUGUAAGUGUCCUUCGCACGUGGAAGAAAAUGUCGCAUUUUUAUGGUCGAGAAAGGUUUUUGAUAAUGUGAGGCCUUCAAAAGUCAUUAUCCUAUCAUCAGCCCCAGCAUGUGAGUACAGUACUUCAGAUCCUUCAAAUCUCAAGUCAGACUUUGUCAAGAUGUUACACACAACAGCUUGGAACAAAUCAAAUGAGAAAACUGACAUUGGAUUUGUUGAAACGCCGAAUACAAUAAGAGGAGUUGCUGCUGCUGUUCUUAACCACUGCCAAGUCUACAAUGUACCAGCAGCUCUGUACGUUUGUUACGCUGCGUCACUACACCUAGAGGCACAAUCAGUAGAAACUUUCAGCAUUCUGCUUACCUCCAAAGAAUUCUCUGGUCUUAACAAGUCACCAAAAGAAGAGACAUCCAAGGUUCUAAAAGCUCUAGGGAUUGGAAAGACACACGACAAUUUAUACGUAUAGUCUCAAUUGUAGGGGGAGGGGAGGGAGAGAUUUUUGUCUCGAAAGUCUUGAGCUGUCUUUGGAAGUAAAUAGUAAGAGCUAGUUUUGUUGAUCUGAGAAAAGGCCAAAAUGAAUGAAAAAAUUAAACAAUAAACAGUAAUCUAUGGAUAUAAUUUAUUUAUAACAGAUUGUAGUUUAAUUAUUGCACGCUUCGGGAGAGAUAUUUUUUGUUUUUACAUCGUGUUAUUUAAAAAAAACAUUGUUUAGAUGAGAACUCUAGUAAAAUUGAAUUUACUGUGCCGACAUGAGCGGGACCACUUAAGUAAAGCUGACCAAUCAGAUAACAGUAAACUAGACAGAAAUUGAACUGAUAACAGCGUUAGCCAAUCAGAUUAUCACAUUCUCAUGCUCUUAUAAUAUCAAUGCACUAUCUGAUUGGCUCAUUAAAAAAUAUCGAACUAAAUGUCGCAAUAUGAUUGGUUAAUGAUACUGGUUUAUCAAAGUGGUCCCAGUUGCAGUAUCUGCACAGUAUCAAUAUUUUUAUACUGUAUACAAAAUUACUAUACACCACUCCCCUUCCCCUCCCCCCACAACACAAACAAAGCCCAGCUUUAUUCUGCCUCCUUCGCAUUGCACUUAUUAUUUACCAUUCUGAUAUCUCAUAGAAAUAGGAAAAUUGUAUCAAAUUUAUUAGUCUAUUCUUAUUCUUUGAAUCUUAGUUAAUUUUAGUAAUAAAUAGUUGGUUCA